Prunus armeniaca (apricot) is the source of this 270-nucleotide messenger RNA. Lineage: Eukaryota; Viridiplantae; Streptophyta; Magnoliopsida; Rosales; Rosaceae. The record is from the annotation of a GenBank genome assembly.
AUGGAGGGGGCCUUUACCCUUGCUGAGCCUAGACUGGAUUGGGGCACUAUGGCGGGAGUGCACCGGCUGAUUUGGCUGGGUAUGCUCAGCAUCCUAGGUAAAGUCAAGUUGGGAGCCCUGGGGGUGAGUCCUCUCCCAGUUAUGCUUCAGCGUGCGGUAGUCAUGCUCCAGCUCGAUAUUUUUGGUAUGGAGAUGUUCGUAUUUCUCGGACAUCUUGGCGACGCUGGCGCGGAAGAGAUUUACCUCUGCCUGGAGAUUGGCUUUUGUUGA